GAUAGGUAGAAACAACAAUUAACGCUGCUAGAAACCACACCCCAUCAAAUAGCAUCGCAGUGAGCUGUUGCAGCAUCACAAAGCGAAGCUUCGUACCCGCCACGACUAGGGAGUGCCGUUUGUGUAUGUGUAUGUAUCUUUGAGUGCGUCUUCAGUUCAGAAUUUAAACAGUAACCGCGUCCGAAAAGUGCAUUCAACACCAAAUGGUUAGCUGGAUGCACCCGGAACCAGCAUGUUACGAGUGUCCCUCAACCCACUACUACUGCAGCUCGUGCUGAUCGGAGCGAGCGUGCUGGUGCACCAGGCGGUAGGGCAGCAGGGUGGCGUCGGUGGACUGCUGCGCAGCAGCAACAGCAACCCAUUCUAUGACAUGAGUCCCGACGACGACUACCUGGUCGGAGCAGGCGGGGGCCAGCGGGCGCCCGCCAGCGUCGACGAUCUGUUCCUUCGGGCGGGCGAUCUACGCAGCGCGGAAGACUAUUUCUGCCCGGAGCACUGGGCCGCGUUCCGUGGCACCUGCCUGCGGGUGCACAAGUCGCCCCGGAAGAGCUGGUACGCGGCGCAGAAGAUCUGCCAAGCGUACCAGGGUGAGCUGAUCAGCGUGGAUACGAUCGAGAAGCACUCGUUUGUGGUGCGGCUGCUCGACCGGGACGUGAGCAAACUGAACCGGUACUACGUGUCCGCCCGCCAGGUGUCGCCCGGCAACUGGGUGAACGCGGACAAGAGCCAGUUGAUCGCGAUCGAGGACGCGAUCAACUACGAGCUGCUGAGCGCGGACACGGCUGACGAGUUCCAGUCGUACUUCGAGGGCGCCAACGUGCGCAACGCGGUCGAUCAGGGCGAGGCCGAAGGAGAGAACGACCCGCGACGAUACUACCAGUUGGAGCGGUACCGGAACCGCAACUACCUCGUGCUCGGCUUCAACAUGCACAAGGAAAAGUGGCAGUUUUAUCCGGUGACCGGGGAGGAGCAAUACCUGUUCGUGUGCGAGUCGCGCGCAUUGUACAGCCAGGACAACCUUAACACGCUGCUGGAGGACCGGCGCCAGUUCGACUACGGGCUAGAGCAGACGGACGUGGAAAAGAUACCACGCGGCCCAUACUUCAUCCGGCAACCGGUCGACACGACGUACGACACAGGAAAGGCGAGUAUUACGCGCGACGUGACGCUGAGCUGCCUGGCGGGCGGGUACCCGACGCCUCGCUACACCUGGUAUAAGGAGGAGUACGUGAAGGACAAUCUGACGGUGAUCCAGAUCGAUCCGCUCCGGAACGCGCGGCACACAGUCAGCGGCGGCAAUCUGAUCAUCCACCGACCGUCCCAGAAUCUGGACCAGGGCACGUACCACUGCACCGCCCAGAACGCGUACGGCAAGAUCCUGUCCGAGAGCGUGCAGCUCAACUUUGGCUACAUUCUCGAGUUUAAUCUGCAGCGCGCGCCCGAAAAGGGCGAAGAGAACUGGGGCAAGGCACUUGUAUGCGAGGAGCCGCAGCACUAUCCAGACGUGAAGUUCUACUGGUCGCGCAACUACUUUCCCAACUUCGUGUACGAGGAUCAGCGUGUGUUCGUCAGCCACGACGGUUCGCUAUAUUUCAGCUCGCUCGAGGUGAUGGACCGGGCGAACUACUCCUGCACGGUGAUGAGCACGGUCAGCGACACUGGUCGGAAUGGGCCGUUCUUCGAGCUGUCCGUGACACCGUCGCCCCACUACCAGGACCUGAUAUUUGCCAACACCUUCCCGAAAGCGUUCCCAAAGGUGCCGCUCGCCGGCAAGGACGUGCGGCUUGAGUGCAUGACGUACGGAUACCCGGUCGCUUCGUAUAACUGGACGCGGCGCAACGGCAACCUGCCCCGGCUGUCCCGGCUGGAGAACUAUAACCGCGUGCUGCUGAUCCAGAACGCGACCGUCAACGACAAUGGCGAGUACGUGUGUACCGCGCGCAACGGGAAGAAAUCGAUCACGCAGAGCAUUUUCCUGAACGUGCAGAUGGAACCGAACUUCACGAUACCGCUGCGCGACCGCACCAAGGACUUCCAGAGCUCGGUUUCGUUCCUGUGCGAGGCGUACGCAAUGCCGGACGUCAACUACACCUGGUACAAGAACGGCGAGCUUAUGGAGGAGGACAGUGCGACCGGGGGCGGGCGGCUCAAUCGCGACAAGUACACGAUACAGGACAACCUGCUCAAGAUCAAUUAUCUCGAUCCGGAGGAGGACAAUGGCAUGUACCAGUGCAAGGCGACGAAUCAGCUGAAGGGCGUGUACUCGGCAGCGCAGCUGCGCGUCCUCAGCAUGAAACCUUCGUUCAAGAAGCGCCCACUGGAGUCGGAAAUCUACAGCAUCGCGAACGGCAACACCACGAUCCGGUGCGAGCCGGAGGCAGCCCCGACACCAAAGAUUGUGUGGAAGAAAGAUGGCAAUGUCAUUGGGAGCGGGGGUCAUCGGAAAAUCUACCCGACCGGCACGCUCCACAUCUCGCCGACCUCACGGGACGACGAGGGCACGUACACGUGCAUCGCCUCGAACACGCAGGGCAUGGCGGAGUCGAAGGCGCGCUUGAUCGUGCUGCAGGAGCUGCGCUUCACCGAGCAGCUGCCGCCGAAGCAGAUCAAGCAGAUCGGCGAGAUGCUGUUUCUGCGCUGCGACGUCACGUACGAUCAACUGCUGGACGUGGCGUUCGUGUGGACGCAUAACGGCCAGCUGCUGACCGGGCACGACGAUGCAGACGAGCAGCGGCUGCGACAGCAGCCGAUCGGACCAGCCCCGGAUGGGGCCCGCAUACGCAUCCACUACAACACGCUCGAGGUGCACAACCUGACGCUGGUCGACGGGGGCGAGUACGAGUGUGUGGCGAAGUCGUCUGUCAACCGGAUCGUGUCGCGCGCGACUGUCCUCAUCCAGGGGCCGCCCGGUGCCCCCGGUGCGGUCAAGGUGAUCGACAUCAAGAAGACGGAGGCACUGCUCGAAUGGACCAACGGUAACGACAAUGGGCGCCCGAUCUUGUACUACAAUAUCCUCGGCCGUACCAACUGGAACCGGACGUGGGUGAACGUGUCGACGCACGUGGUUGCGCAGGAAGCAGACCGAUACAAUGGACGCCGGCAGGCGACCGUCACGAACCUGACGCCGUGGUGCGGGUACGAAUUUGCGGUGGUUGCAGUGAACGAUCUCGGCCUCGGUACGCCCAGCCUCCCAUCGCCGAUGUACAGCACGCUCAAGGACCGGCCGUACAUAGCGCCGCGCAAUGUCGGCGGCGGCGGCGGCAAGAUUGGCGACCUGACCAUCACCUGGGACCCGCUGGCGCCGCACGAGCAGAACAGCAUCGACGUGCACUAUCGCGUGUUCUACCGGCUUCACGGGCAACGCGAGUGGGCCAGCGAAGAGUUGCAGCGCCAGGGCAACGUCGGCAAGGCGGUCAUCCACGUGCCAACGGACAAGUACUACACGCGGUAUGAGGUGAAGGUGCAGGCGGUGAACGAUCUCGGUGUAGGGCCGAUCAGCGAGCCUGUGGAGAUUUUCUCCGCCGAAGAUAUGCCCCAGGUGGCGCCACAGCAAACGAUUGCCCGCAGCUUCAACUCGACCGCAUUGAACGUGACGUGGGUGCCCGUAUCGCAGACGCGCGAAACGAUCCGCGGCAAACUGAUUGGCCAUCGCCUCAAGUACUGGAAGAAGGAGCACAACGAGGAAGACUCGGUGUACUAUCUUUCGCGCACCACCCGGCCCUGGGCGCUAAUCGUCGGCCUCGAGCCGGACACGUAUUACUUCGUCAAGGUGAUGGCGUACAAUGCCGCGGGCGAGGGCCCGGAAAGCGAGCGCUAUCUCGAGCGGACGUACCGCAAGGCGCCUCAGAAGCCGCCGUCCUCGGUGCAGAUCUAUGGCAUCAACCCGUCCACGAUCAAGGUGACGUGGCGCUACAUCGCACCGUCCCAGGACGAGGAACCGGUGCAAGGCUACAAGAUCCGCAUCUGGGAGAAGGACCAGGACAUGUCGAGCGCGAACGAUACGGUGGUGCUGGUUGGCCGCAAGCUGGAAAAGUACAUCGACAAUCUAACGCCCGGCAAAUCGUACAAUCUGCGUGUGCUCGCGUUCAGUAAUGGAGGGGACGGCCGCAUGUCCAGCCCGCCGAUCCAGUUCCAGAUGGGCAUCACGCAAUCGCCCCUGAACGACGCAACCAGCCUGUCGGUUCCGUUCUUUACAUUGGUCACGCUGCUAUGCGCAUUGCUGUGCCGCGUGUAAAUGUGACGCUAGCCGAAUGGUGAAACAGUCAUGCAACCUUCGUCGCCUCCGAAAAUGCCAUUCCACACAGAUCUAUACACAAAAUACGGCAUAACGCGCUUCAGUGACCUUAUGCAGAAGCGUGAUUCUGUUGUUUGCCUUUUCUUAUUUUCCCGCGCUGAGUGUCGUUUUGACCGAGCGCCUUAUAGACAUAAGCGUGUAGGUUAGUUUCGAUUGUCAAACGGGAAUUUCAUUACAGUGGAAGGUAGAUAGAUAACAAAAGAGAUAGAGAGAGAGAGAGAGAUAGCGAGAUAGAGAGAGAGAGAGAUAGAGAGAGAGAGAGAGAGA
This is a messenger RNA of Anopheles merus, 4561 nucleotides long. RefSeq names its product contactin (gene Cont). The transcript has 4 exons. The coding region runs from base 233 to 4234 and encodes 1333 amino acids. Gene Ontology annotation, biological process: axon guidance; homophilic cell-cell adhesion; dendrite self-avoidance. The record is from RefSeq and is a predicted model, not a curated record. NCBI's taxonomy places the organism in Eukaryota, Metazoa, Arthropoda, Insecta, Diptera, Culicidae. Gene Ontology annotation, molecular function: cell-cell adhesion mediator activity. Gene Ontology annotation, cellular component: plasma membrane; axon.